Messenger RNA from Trametes versicolor FP-101664 SS1, 840 nucleotides. Its product is annotated as Aldo/keto reductase. The coding region runs from base 1 to 840 and encodes 279 amino acids. The transcript is spliced from 9 exons. The record is from RefSeq and is a predicted model, not a curated record. Gene Ontology annotation, molecular function: oxidoreductase activity. Lineage: Eukaryota; Fungi; Basidiomycota; Agaricomycetes; Polyporales; Polyporaceae.
AUGACUACUCAUGCUCUCACACUUGCGUCGACCAUACGGCUAUCCUCCGGCUAUGAGAUGCCUUUGGUCGGGUUCGGAGUAUGGCAGAACAUCGAUCAAUGCAUCCCCGCAUGCGCCGUGGCGCUGAAGCAUGGAUACCGGCACAUCGACUCGGCGAGAGUGUACGGCAACGAGGUGGAGGUUGGCCAGGCCGUGCGAGACAGCGGUAUCCCUAGAGAGGACAUAUUUGUCACGUCGAAGAUCCUGCACACCGAACACGAAUAUGAGCGCACCCUCGCCGCGGUCGACGAGUCGCUGAAGCGCUUCGGCUUCGACUACCUGGACCUGUUCCUCGUGCACACCCCGCUCUCCGGGAAGGCGAGGCGACUGGAGACGUACCGGGCGUUGCUCGACGCGAAGAAGGCGGGGAAGCUACGUUCUGUCGGUGUGUCGAACUACGGCGUCGGACACCUAGAGGAGAUACGGGAGGCCGGGCUCGAGCCACCCGCCGUCAACCAGCUUGAGAUUCAUCCGUUUUGCCAGCAGAGGGAGAUCGUGGAGUACUGCACUGAGCGGGGGAUUGUCCUGCAGGCGUACUGCCCUCUGAUCCAGGGCCAGUUCGACAACCCUGUGUUCCACGAGGUCGCGAAAAAGUACAAUAAGCUCGUCCCGCAGGUCCUCGUCCGCUGGUCGCUGCAAAAAGGGUUCAACCCUCUCCCGAAGUCGGCGACCCCGGAGCGAAUCGUCUCCAACGUGGACGUGUUCGACUUCGAGAUAGCGCCGGAGGACAUGGCCAGGAUUGAUGCGCUCGACAAAGGCGCCGCCGGCGCCAUCCUCCUGAACCCUGUGAACGCGCCGUAG